This is a messenger RNA of Chara braunii, 1412 nucleotides long. The record is from the annotation of a GenBank genome assembly. NCBI's taxonomy places the organism in Eukaryota, Viridiplantae, Streptophyta, Charophyceae, Charales, Characeae.
ACGUGGUAUGGGUGGUCAUGCCUUUUGGCCUCACCAACCCCCCGACGACCUUUUAAGCAGCAAUGACCAACGAGUUUCGUGCAAUGUUGGACCGGUGCAUGCUGGUCUACUUAGACGACAUUCUCGUCUAUAGCCGGACAUUGAAGGAUCAUCUUGGACAUCUUCGACGAGUGUUGGAGAUGCUCCGCCGCGCCAAGUACAAAGCCAACCGCGACAAGUGCGAAUUUGUCCGGCAAGAGUUGGAAUACGUGGGCCAUUUUGUCACACCGGAGGGUAUCAGUCCGCUAUCGGACAAGAUUCGAGUCAUCCAAGAGUGGUCGAAACCGCGGAACGUCAUGGAUGUCCAUUCGUUCCUUGGCCUUGUCGGCUACUACCAACGUUUUAUCGAGGCAUACUCGAAGGUUGCGACCCACUUGACCAAGCUUCAAUGCGAGGAUCGACCGUAUGACUUCGGAGAGGAUGCGCGGGAAUCAUUUUUGACUUUCAAAGCCACGCUAUUAUCUGCGGAGGUCUUGCGCAUAUACGACCCGCUAUUGCCUACGCGCGUCACUACGGACGCGUCCGACUAUGGCAUUGGUGUUGUCCUCGAGCAACACGAUGGCGUGGACUGGCACCUGGUCGAGUAUUUCAGCAAGAAAGUGUCCGUCGUGCACUCCAUUGACGAUGCACGCAAGAAGGAGCUCCUCGCCUUCAUCCACGCGCUCAAGCGGUGGCGGCACUUCCUCCUUGGUCGAAGCCAAUUCCGAUGGGUAACGGACAACAAUCCGUUGGUCUUCUACAAGACCCAAGACACCGUCAACAACACCAUCGCCCGGUGGAUGACUUUCAUCGAACAGUUCGACUUCUUUCCCGAUCACAUUCCGAGGAAGUCGAACCGUUUUGCGGAUGCUCUUUCACGGCGUCCGGAUCAUUGUACCGCAGUCUAUUCGACCUUCGGGAUGGGCGACGACCUGCGGGACAACUUCAUCCGUGGCUACCAAGCCGACCCCGAGUGUCGCGACAAGUACGUGAAUUGCCCCUCUCCUAAUCCGGUGCCUUCUCACUAUUGGAUCCAAGAGGGGUACUUGCUUGUCCACAAGCGGGGGAAGAACCUUCUUUGCGUACCGAGUGACUCUCACUUGCGUACACGGCUUCUUGGCGAGUUCCACGAUGCUCCCGCCACCGUACACGUGGUGUCAAUUGCACAAUUAGCCGACUUCGUGAGCGAUUUUGAUGGCCCGACCUUCUCGACGACGUCACACGCUAUGCGAGGCUGCGAAGAAGAGAAGGAGAAGGAGAUGGCAAAGGCGAAAGGCGACGAAGUCCACGAGCUGUCACGGGGCCAUUGACAUUCUGGCCUGCCGCAACGGGGACAUCUCAACCUUCUGGCCUGCCGCCAAAACGAUACACCCAAACAAAAAAUAUGUGCCGCC